UCUGCAUUAUAUCCCAUCCCAUCCCCUUCAACUACGGUUUUCCUUGUCACGCCUUGGCUGCGUCCGGCCCAGUUUUGGCACUCACGCUCUUUCCGACGCCGAACUGGACCUCCGCCCUGGCGGUCUAGAGAGCGAAUUCUGUAAUAUCAGCAGACAGGUCCUUCGGUUUACACGGUCCAAUCUCGCCUAUAUCUCGGGAUUCUCGCAUCUUUCAAAUUCUCGAUCACCCACCGUUAUCCUUCUGCAAUUUGUUUAGCGGAGGUUCCUGUUAUUAUUCCUGGCAUGCUAGCGGAUCCUCCACCUUACUAGCUGUCAUACAUGUAACAAUGUCACAUCCUGAUCUUACGUCGCAUCAUGUCAACUACCUAAUCUGGAGGUAUCUUCAAGAAUCAGGUCACGGUGAAGCCGCAGUGACACUGCAGCGCGCAUGGAAUCAUGACCCACAGAGCUUACCUUUCGCUCCCUAUAUAAAAACUCAUGCGUUGGUGUCUUUGGUACAAAAGGGUCUCCAAUAUCAUGAGCUCGAACAAUCACUCGAUAAGGAUGGGAAUCUGAGGCCCUUUUCACCUUCAGAUUAUUUCUUUGGACCAGCCGUGCUGGAAGCGGAACCGCGGAAAAGUCAGGGUGGCCCGGGUGAAAAUGGCACAGACCAGGCGCCUGUCUCGCCAACGAGUAAAGCCGCGGGCGACAGCGUGAUCAACGGUCACUUGACAGGCGAAUCUGCGACACCUCAAGUUGUCCCCAAUGCUAAGAAAAGCCGUAAGAGUGACCGCGCAGAGACCAACGGGGACGAAAUUCCAAUGGAAAUUGAUUCAAAUGGUGUUGCCAAUGAGACGAAAUCCGCAGUAGCUACAUCACCAUCCUUGGCCGAUGCUGUGGAUGGGGAUGGGGAUGUGAGCAUGGGUAUCCGACCGGACUCGCAAGACCAGGAACCAACCGCGGCGCCGACUUUCACCUUGACCAACGGCCACAGCGUUGGCGUCCAGAUCACCCCCGCCAAGGCUGCCGACCUUAGUCCCGAUACCGCCGUCUUGAAUGUGGCUGAUGAUUGCCACGUGACCCGCGCAUUGUGGCGUCCAAACGAUUCCACUGUUGUCGUUGCGGUCGGCGAGUCGUUUUGCAGUCUAUGGAAAAUGCCGUCAUCUACGAGUCCAGUGCAAGAGAAACUUGUGGAGGGUAAGGGUGAUAGUAUAUGCGUCUCUGCGGUCGCCUGGGAUCCUACAGGCCAGAAAUUGGCCGUAGCCACAUACAAGGACAUGAGAGGGUCAAUCACUAUGUAUGAUGUCGCCGGGAAUGCUGUUGACCUCCUGCCCGAAGUACCUAGAAUGAUCACUGGAUUGCAUUGGACCGAGAGCGGCACCCAUUUGAUCGUUGUGGCAUCAGAUAGUAAAGUCUCCGAGCUGGCUCUCUGGGAUGAUUCAUUGCGACCGGACGAGUUUCCCUCCCCACAGGUAAUCGACGGGACAAUCUAUGACCUCAGCUGGCUUGGGCGCAAUGUAGCAUACGCUUCGGGUAAUGGCAUGGUCUACCAAUGCGAUGUCGACUCGAGUAUCCACAUCUCCAAGACAUAUACCAGUGAGACCGAUAGGCCUUGGUCAUUUAUUCGUUGCGCAAAUGCCAAUUCCUCCUCGGUGGCCGUGGCUGCAUCGUCUGCUGCAGCCGCUUUCUGGAUCCCGACGCACGACAUGCACCUCGAUGGUGCACACGAAGGAGCUAUCACGACAGUGGAGCUUAAGCCAAACACACUGGAGCAACCACAAACGAACCAACCGUUGGUUCUAGCCUCUUCAUCCACUGAUGAUACAGUUAAAGUAUGGCAUGUUGAUCUGGACGCAAAACGAUUUGAUUGCAUUCAUCGUCUGUUCCUUGGUCCAUCUUCACCCGCCCUCGCCAGCAGUUUCUCUCCGGACGGCUAUGCUCUGGCUGCUGCAAGCAAAGAAAAAUUGUUCAUCUGGAAUUCGCAGAGGGGUGGCACAGCAAUGGCUACUUGGACCGUGCCUGGGGCCGACGUAACAAAGAUCGAAGAAGGACAGAACCACCUGGCCAAUGGACACAAUGGGACCGCCGAACCAACACUGGAUCGCUCUCUUACAUGGGAUACUGAUGGUAAACGACUCGCUUUUGGCUUUGGCAAGCAGUUGGCUAUUAUAAACAUGCAAAGUUGAGACUUUACGAACCGCGAAAACGCAGGAAUAUCUAACUACACCUUGAUGAUGCACUCGUAUGCGCUCUUACAACUUUUUACUACAUAAUUUGUGAUAUCCUCGUCAACGAAUGCAAUCGAAAACUAUACCUUACCUUUUGCUCUUGGUCCUGUGGAUCGUUUGCUACUA
Aspergillus pseudonomiae is the source of this 2333-nucleotide messenger RNA. RefSeq names its product WD40 repeat domain-containing protein. Gene Ontology annotation, biological process: regulation of transcription by RNA polymerase II. Lineage: Eukaryota; Fungi; Ascomycota; Eurotiomycetes; Eurotiales; Aspergillaceae. The coding region runs from base 327 to 2165 and encodes 612 amino acids. Gene Ontology annotation, cellular component: Set3 complex. The transcript has 5 exons. Gene Ontology annotation, molecular function: protein binding; transcription corepressor activity. The record is from RefSeq and is a predicted model, not a curated record.